AAUUUUUAAAACAAGAAAAGCAGGUGACAUUUUAAUAAUAAUUUUUAUCACCAUUGUGUAUUCGAGUUAUCUGUUUACACAGUGAUUUACGUAUAUAAUUAAUUAACUUUCUAAAAUGUCACACAUAACAACCACUUAUAGUCCAAAUACUUCAGAAUCCGAUUUAAAUGAGCUGUCGUUUUCAUUCUUCGACGAUGACGAAGAAGAAGCAGAAGGAGGCGGAGGCGAAGAAAACAGUAGCAAUGAAGAAAUGGGCAUGUUAGGAGAAAAGCAGUCAACUAGCGGUGUGAACAAGCAGCCAACAAACAAUAAUCUGUCUUCAUCAGGAACAUUAUGCACAGCCUCUGUGUCAUUGUUGUCUUCAGCAUCAAAUCCACCUGGACAGUGUAUAGGAGAACAGAAAAGCUGCUCUAUAAGCAGUCAGAUGAAUGAACAGUGUGAUAAACAUAAGAAAUGCGUUAAUUCUGUUAAGAAAAUUGAUCGUCGAAUGGCUAAACAAAUGACUGAGCGGAAACGUCGUGAUCGUAUUAAUGCAUUAUUGAAUAAUCUGAGGACUCUUAUACUGAAAUUAUUACAUAAAAAUCCUCGUCACCACCGAAAGUUAGAGAAAGCUGAUAUUCUAGAAUUAGUUGUAUCAUUUCUAAAAAAAGAAUUAAAUCAAACUCGUGGGAAAAUGUCAUCAGUCAAUCCGCCGACGACUAGUAUUUCACAACAGACCAACACCCCACCAGCAAUCCUAUUAAAAGAAACAAAAUAUCCGGCUCAAAUUGAAUCCUGUACACCACUGAUCUAUCCACAGAGUAGUUCACUGAAUCAUUCAGAAUUAUUUCCAUUAUUGAAUCAACCGAAUAAUUAUCAUUUCGUUAAAAAUAAUAAUACUAAUAAUCAUAAUCAUAAUGUUGCAUCGAAAACAUCUUAUCCGUUUAACGAUUCUUCUAUUCAACAGUAUCCACAUUUGUAUACCUCGAUGUAUCCGUAUCCGUAUAACUUACCUUGUUGUAGGGGGGAACCAUGUCAAUCUUUAGCAGCUUCGCAUUAUUCAACUCCAUUAACCUAUCACCCAGUUAUGCUAAUUUCACCUACUGAAGACUUUGAUGAUAUCAACAAAGAAAAUCGAGUAACAAUGAACAAAAAUCAUAAUUAUUUCAAGAAUACAAAUUAUACUCCAUCUUGUUAUAGUAGUAACGAUACACUUGAUCGAUGUUCAAUAAUACGUCAACCAAUGAACACAUUGAACAACAACAACAACAAUAAUAACAAUAAUGAUUAUUAUUAUCAUGCUAAUAAUCAAGCCUAUUCAUCACAAGUUCAAUUAAAUCAACAAUCCCCAGAGUUAAUGAUGAUGACGAUGACAAAAUUAUAUCCUGAUAUUUUAAACAAUCAUUUACCUGAAGAACAACAAAUAACAAUACAAGGUGAAAAUUGUUACAAGUGUUGUUAUCUAUCGUCUACACUGAAUGUUGACGGCCAGUCUUCUCAAAAUUUUAUUCGAAAUGCGGAAAAUCAUAAUUAUAAUUGUAAUAAUCCAGUGGUAACGCUGAACCAUCGUAGAAUGCAUUCAUCAGCGUCAACAUCAUCAUCAGCAUCAAGCAGUGGUGAAUCAACAAAUCACUUAACAACACUAUGGAGACCAUAUGUUUGAUAUGAUUUGUGAUUUUUAAUAAGUCAUGCAUUUUUGUAUAUUUUUUCCUAAUUUUUCACGAGAGUUGAAGAGAGAAAGAGAGACAGUCCUCAUUCCAACAUAUAUUAUCAAUACAAAAAAACUAUGUCAUUUCUGGUAUUUUAUACAGUC
This is a messenger RNA of Trichobilharzia szidati, 1792 nucleotides long. NCBI's taxonomy places the organism in Eukaryota, Metazoa, Platyhelminthes, Trematoda, Strigeidida, Schistosomatidae. The record is from the annotation of a GenBank genome assembly.